GGAACAUCUGAGCUUCCCUGCGGCCAUUGUUCCUGCUCCAAGGUACCUAAGGUAUUCCACACUGUGCAGACUAGUACAGAGCCAAAGCAUGGCCGGUUACUUACAGAUAAACCUCCAGUACCUCAAACUCCCCGCCGUUGAAACAGUGACGCCACGAUCCUGCCAAACCAUCAAUCUCUACCAUACCUCCUCGGGUCCGUUCCUUUGCGAGAAUCUCAAAACAUGCCAACACCACAGUCGACCCCCCGGGACCAAACGCCCCCAGACCCGAGCCGCUCUUGGGUACAUCCAACAGACCAGUCCCAUCCCACCAUCUCCGCACCAUCACCACCACCAACCCCAACAGCGCAACCGCCGACACAACAACAGCAACAACAACAGCCCCAACCCCAACCCCACCGCAAACCAACCCUAGCCGACGCCGCAGCAACCAUCAAACCGUCCGACUUCCUGACCUUCCACCAAGCGCCGUGCGCCCGCACGGGCCUGCUGACAGGCAUCGGCGCGGGCGCCGCGGUGGGAGUGCUCCGCUGGAUACAGGGCAAGCCGAUCCCCAAGGCGGCCAACUGGGCGGUGGGCGCCGGGGUGCUGGCGUCGCUGGGCCAGUACGAGUACUGCCAGUUCCAGCGGUACCAGGAGCGGGCCAAGGUGCGGCGGGUGGUCGAGGUGUACGCUGCGCAGCAGGCGCGGGAGCGGAAGGAGCGGGCGGAGCAGCAGGAGGAGGAGGAGAGGAGGAGACGAAGGGAGCGGGAGGAGGAGGAGGAACGGAGGAGGAGGAGGGCGUGGUGGCGGUUUUGGUGACGGUGAUAUAGAUUGAUUGAAGGGUUGUUGUUUGACAGGAGGGGGUUGGGUAACUCGGGAGGAAUACAGGGUCGAGCGCAAGCAUGAAAAAGACGGGUCCGGAGACUGUGUACCUUAUUUGGGGUGAUUAUUGCGUCCUGUAUUGUACAAUGCAAUCUCCUGAAUUGGAAACCACCGGUCAAGUGCCGCUAUGGGGGCACACAAAGCUCAAUUCUGAAGUCGACGCCAUGUACUUAUAACCCGUGAAGCCACGUCC
This is a messenger RNA of Chaetomium strumarium, 1057 nucleotides long. RefSeq lists its product as uncharacterized. Gene Ontology annotation, cellular component: mitochondrion; mitochondrial inner membrane. The coding region runs from base 223 to 801 and encodes 192 amino acids. The transcript has a single exon. Lineage: Eukaryota; Fungi; Ascomycota; Sordariomycetes; Sordariales; Chaetomiaceae. Gene Ontology annotation, biological process: mitochondrial respiratory chain complex IV assembly. The record is from RefSeq and is a predicted model, not a curated record.